Polyodon spathula (Mississippi paddlefish) is the source of this 1531-nucleotide messenger RNA. RefSeq names its product claudin-4-like. NCBI's taxonomy places the organism in Eukaryota, Metazoa, Chordata, Actinopteri, Acipenseriformes, Polyodontidae. The coding region runs from base 61 to 720 and encodes 219 amino acids. Gene Ontology annotation, molecular function: structural molecule activity. The record is from RefSeq and is a predicted model, not a curated record. Gene Ontology annotation, biological process: bicellular tight junction assembly; cell adhesion. Gene Ontology annotation, cellular component: bicellular tight junction; plasma membrane. The transcript has a single exon.
ACACUUUUGAGGUAACUUCUUAAGGGGAAAUACACUUUUACAAUUCUUUGUACUAGAUUUAUGAAAGUAAAACCAAGAAGCAUUUUGAUGGCAUCUGUUGGGAUUCAGAUUCUGGGCAUUGCCCUAGCCGUAAUCGGAUGGAUUGGAACUAUUAUCAUCUGUGCUCUGCCCAUGUGGAAGGUGACGGCUUUUAUUGGCAGCAACAUUGUGACAUCUCAGGUCAUCUGGGAGGGUCUCUGGAUGAACUGUGUGGUGCAGAGCACCGGGCAGAUGCAAUGCAAGGUCUACGACUCCAUGCUGGCUCUCCCUCAGGAUCUCCAGGCAGCUCGAGCCUUGGUUGUGAUUGCUCUUUUGGUGUCCCUUUUUGCUCUCCUGCUAUCCAUCGUUGGAGGAAAGUGCACCAACUGCAUGGAGGACGAAUCUACCAAAGCCAAGAUCUGCAUUGUCUCAGGCAUCAUCUUCAUCAUUGCGGGAGUCCUCACCAUGAUCCCUGUCUGCUGGUCUGCCAACACCAUCAUCCGGGACUUCUACAACCCUUUGCUCACUGAUGCCCAAAGAAGGGAGCUUGGCGCUUCUUUGUACAUUGGAUGGGGUGCUGCUGGUCUUCUGAUCCUUGGAGGAGGUCUGCUCUGCUGCUCCUGUCCGCCCAGGGAUGGCAGGUCCUACUCCGCAAAAUAUUCUGCACCAAGACCUGCAGCUGUAGAGAAGGCAUUUGUAUAAAACUCUGAAGAUAGUUGAUUUUGUAUAUCUAGAUGCCAGAGAAACACGCAAGGCUGAAUUCUCAAAGCUGUUUACUCCAAAUCGUCAGUUUCUCUGAAAGAAAAAAACAAACAUCAUUUGUAUAUCUGACCUGAAUAAUAAACCAUUUUAGACUAAUCACAAGCACCUAAAAUAAAUAUCAGUUGUUUAUUUCUGGGUUGGUAACUUAAUUGGGUAUGUUUUUACUAUAUGAAAAAAAAGCAUGCUAAAGAAUUUAGCCCAUGAUGUACAUGCACCUGGUUACAGCCAUUCUUACUUUUAAUGUAACAAGGUCCUAUUAUUGCUCAAAGACUGACUGAGGUCACUGACACACCUUAUUUUGCUAAGCAGGUGGGCUGAAAACUUUUCACGUUAUAGUGGGAUUCAAGUUUCUGGUAAUUCCUGACGGUGAUCUAUCUACCUCCCACUUUUUCAUGCCUAUUGUUUUUGUUUUUUGUUUUUUUCUGUGUAGUAUUGUGCUUGGAAAUAUCUCUUUUCAUGACAGAAAACUAAGCUAAGCAGCUAAACAAAAGAACAGAUUUUUUUUUAUAUUUGUAAAAGAAAUUCAGUGAGCAUUUCCAACAGGUAUAUCCAAUCAAAUGUACUAAACAACUGUGUUUCAUCUAAGAAAACUAAAAAACGCCACUCAAUUGUAAUAAAAUAAGCUAUAAUUUAAACAGUAGUUGUUGUGUGAAUGUUCAAAGUAACUUAGGAGUUGCAGUAACCAUCCAAUAUAUUGUUUAAACUGUAAAUUCUAACAUGUUUGGUUUUUUUUUCUGAAUGCGUACAUAUU